This is a messenger RNA of Leucoraja erinaceus (little skate), 11100 nucleotides long. RefSeq names its product ATPase phospholipid transporting 8B4 (gene atp8b4). Lineage: Eukaryota; Metazoa; Chordata; Chondrichthyes; Rajiformes; Rajidae. Gene Ontology annotation, cellular component: plasma membrane. Gene Ontology annotation, molecular function: ATPase-coupled intramembrane lipid carrier activity; ATP hydrolysis activity; magnesium ion binding. Gene Ontology annotation, biological process: phospholipid translocation; Golgi organization. The record is from RefSeq and is a predicted model, not a curated record.
GCUAGGAGACGGGACCCCACGGGAGGGAGGGAGUGGGGAGAGUGAGUGUUGUAUGUGUGGCUUGGAUCUGUUGUGGGUGUGGGGAGAAGAAGACUCGUUCCCUUCCAGAGGAGGGCGGAUGAGGCAGGAAAUCCGCUCCAGCAGCAACAGUGGAAUUGAAAAAAGCAGUCUGCAAGUUAUUUUUUUCUCUCUCUUCUUGGGGGUUUGCAAAGGCCGUGAGUCUGGCUUGAAAUGACCAGCGACUAGCGACUCGGAUCAUUAACUACUUGCUGGCCGCAGCGCUGAGAACCGCGGGGACUCGGACACAAGGCGCCUUGUACAUUUCACCCUCGUUUAAAGGUGGAAGCCCCUUUAAAUCCGACUGGGGAAAGAAGAAAUCUCCCGUUGUUCAGCGGCUCCUGGCUGGUAAAUAUUACAAACACUCUCCUCCAUCGUUGUGGCUCACGAAGCAAACCGACCGAACCCGGAGUUACCACAAAGUUGGGAUCAAUCGAGGUCAGUGACGUUACCCAGUGCCUGUUGGCAUGUCAUCAUUGCAAAGUUAUAACUUCCACUUUGGCUAUCGUUUGGGCCCAAAUCUGAGGUAACCUGAUGCUAUGAAGCUGUGUAGCGAUAAACUAGUCGAGGAGGAGAGGCGAUUGAUAGCCAAUAACCGUGAAUACAAUGAAAAGUUUGAGUACGCUAGUAACCGCAUCAAGACCUCAAAAUACAACGUUAUCACAUUUCUGCCUAUUAACCUGUUCGAGCAGUUCCAGCGGGUCGCCAAUGCAUACUUCUUGUUCCUCUUGCUCUUACAGUUAAUCCCGCAUAUCUCAUCGCUUUCCUGGUUCACCACGAUAGUGCCUUUAGUAUUGGUGUUAACAAUCACAUCGGUCAAAGAUGCCACAGAUGACUAUUUUCGCUACAAGAGUGAUAAUCAAGUCAACAAUCGACAGUCUCAGGUGCUCAUCGAUGGCAAGCUGCAGAACGAGAAGUGGAUGAAUGUUCGGGUCGGAGAUGUCAUCAAAUUGGAAAAUGAUCAGUUUGUGGCAGCAGAUAUCUUGGUGCUCUCGAGCAGUGAACCUCACGGACUCAGUUACGUCGAGACGGCUGAGCUCGAUGGGGAAACCAACUUAAAAGUCCGACAGGCACUGACAGUCACGUCAGAGCUCGGUGCAGACAUGAGCCGAUUGGCAGAAUUUGAUGGCGAGAUCAUUUGCGAGCCGCCCAACAACAAACUGGACAAAUUCACCGGGACUCUGUUUUGGAAAGACAAGAAAUAUUCACUUAAUAAUGAAAAGAUGCUUCUUCGAAGCUGCGUUCUGCGAAACACAGAGUGGUGCUUUGGUCUGGUUAUCUUUGCAGGACCCGAUACCAAGCUAAUGCAGAACAGCGGGCAUACCAAAUUGAAACGAACAAGUAUAGACCGUCUGAUGAACACCUUGGUCCUGUGGAUCUUUGGCUUUCUCAUCUGCAUGGGAACCAUUUUAGGAAUUGGAAAUUCCAUAUGGGAUAACGAAGUUGGAAUUAAAUUCCGCAGCUACCUGCCCUGGGACCUAUGGAUAAAAAACCCAAUUUUUUCUGGAUUUCUUAGUUUCUGGUCAUACGUAAUUAUCCUGAACACAGUUGUGCCAAUUUCGCUUUAUGUCAGCGUUGAAGUCAUCAGACUUGGACAUAGUUACUUCAUAAACUGGGAUCGGAAGAUGUACUUUGCACCGAAAAACACUUCAGCAGAGGCACGGACCACAACUCUUAAUGAGGAGCUGGGCCAAAUAGAAUACAUCUUUUCAGACAAAACAGGAACACUGACGCAGAAUAUCAUGAUUUUCAACAAAUGCUCAAUAAAUGGGAGAGCCUAUGGAGAUGCCUAUGAUGAACUGGGCGGUAAAAUGGAGAUCUCUGAGAAAACCUGCCCGGUGGAUUUUUCAUUCAACAGUCUAGCAGAUAACAAGUUCAGGUUUUAUGACAGCAGCCUGGUGGAGGCGAUAAAGCUGGGAGAUCCGUCAGUGCACGAGUUUUUCAGGCUGCUCGCUCUCUGCCACACGGUCAUGUCAGAGGAAAAAAGCGAAGCUGAACUUUGUUACCAGGCGCAGUCGCCCGAUGAAGGGGCCUUGGUCACCGCUGCAAGGAACUUUGGUUUUGUCUUUCGAUCUCGAACCCCAGAAACCAUCACCAUUAACGAGAUGGGUAAACCGGUUGUCUACCGCCUGCUGGCCAUCUUGGACUUCAACAAUGUGCGGAAGAGGAUGUCUGUGAUAGUUCAAAAUCCUGAAGGGCAAAUAAGACUUUACUCAAAGGGAGCUGAUACCAUAUUGUUUGAAAGGCUUCAUCCAUCCAAUGAAGAAUUGAUGUAUGUGACCUCGGAUCACCUCAGUGAAUUUGCAGGGGAGGGACUGCGGACGUUGGUGCUUGCCUACAGGGACCUGGAUGAAGCUUACUUCAAUAAGUGGCAGAAAAUGCACUACCAUGCCAGCACCGCUCUGGAGAACCGUGAUGAACAGCUGUCCGCGUUGUACGAGGACAUUGAGCAGGACCUGAUGUUAUUAGGAGCAACUGCAGUGGAAGACAAACUACAGGAAGGAGUUUCUGACACAAUUGCCAACCUCACCCUGGCCAACAUCAAGAUUUGGGUACUGACUGGAGACAAGCAAGAGACGGCGGUGAACAUUGGUUACUCGUGCAACAUGCUAACAGAUGACAUGAAUGAAAUAUUCAUAAUAUCUGGCCGCACAGUUCUCGAAGUCCGUGAAGAAAUUCGAGCAGCGAGAGAGCAAAUGCUGGGGAAACCUAUUUGCAAUGGACACAUUUUCCCUGAAAAGAAUGGACCGUCGCAGUUGAGAUCGGUGGUUGAAGAGACCGUGGUGGGAGACUUUGCGCUGAUUAUUAACGGGCACAGUUUAGCACAUGCACUGGAGGCAGACAUGAAGCAGGAGUUCCUGAACUUAGCCAGCAUGUGCCGGACCGUGAUUUGCUGCAGGGUCACGCCGCUGCAGAAGGCUCAGGUGGUGGAACUUGUCAAAAUGUACAAGAAAGCUGUCACCUUGGCGAUAGGUGACGGAGCAAAUGAUGUCAGCAUGAUUAAAACUGCACACAUCGGAGUGGGCAUCAGCGGUCAGGAAGGCAUGCAGGCCGUUCUGGCCAGUGACUACUCCAUUGGACAGUUCAGAUACCUCCAAAGACUUUUGUUGGUCCAUGGGAGAUGGUCCUAUCUACGGAUGUGCAGGUUCCUCUACUACUUUUUCUACAAGAACUUUGCAUUCACCCUCGUUCACUUCUGGUUUGGUUUCUUCUGUGGCUUCUCUGCGCAGACUGUGUAUGAUCAGUGGUUUAUAACUCUGUACAACAUAGUUUACACAUCCCUUCCGGUGCUGGCCAUGGGUAUAUUUGAUCAGGAUGUCAAUGAACAGAAGAGUCUGGUAUACACAAGGCUCUAUGAACCUGGACAACUGAAUCUGCUUUUCAAUAAGCGGGAGUUCUUUAUCUGCAUCAUCCAUGGAGUCUACACGUCUAUUGUCCUGUUCUUUGUUCCAUACGGAGCAUUUUGUGAUUCAACAAGGGAUGAUGGGCAGCAUCUUUCAGAUUAUCAGUCGUUUGCGGUUACCGUGGCAACAUCCCUAGUGAUGGUAGUCAGCGUGCAGAUUGGGCUUGAUACUAGCUAUUGGACAGCGGUCAAUCACUUCUUCAUAUGGGGCAGUGUGAUGGUUUAUUUUUCCAUCUUGUUUGCGAUGCAUAGUAACGGACUCUUCUCGAUAUUUCCAGGCCAAUUUCCGUUUGUUGGAAAUGCUCGGAAUUCCCUGAUCCAUGUCACUGUGUGGCUGAUUAUAAUCGUAACCACGGUGAUGUGCAUCAUUCCAGUGGUGGUGUUCAGGUUCCUGAAAUUGGAUUUGAAACCAAGCUUAAGUGACAAGGUGCGAUACAUGCAACGCGCAAGGAAGAAACUACGGCCGACCACGCACCGCAUGCGGCGAGUGAACCGCACCAGUUCGCGGAGGUCGGGCUACGCCUUCGCUCACCAGGAAGGCUUUGGCGAGCUGAUCACUUCAGGACGCAACAUGCGCUUCAAUAACCCGUCGCCGGCCUUGACCGGCAGGUUCAUGCUGAGCAGCAGCAGCUGGAUCGAGAACCUGCGGAAGAAGACGACGGAUGCCGUCAGCAUGAACAGCAGCGAGAAAAAUGUAAAACAGUAGGGCCACAGCUCUGCAGCAGAAAGGGUGCUUCUCCUCACUUUAAACCUGCCCAUGGUGUACACUGCGCUGCAGAGCUCGAUAGAGCUUGAACCAAUCACCUGGUGAAAAGGCACAGUGGAGCCAUGGCAUAUUAAUGUUAUAAAGCUGCCCGCUGAUUAUAGUUACAAGGUGGACUCUCUCCUCUCUGGCAAGAUGGUUAACAAUGGUUCAAUGGUUAGAAUACCUUCUGCUGUGAACGUGGGGAUGAACGGACGUCCAGUUGAAGCACUUGUUCGUAUAACCGUUGACAUCCCCAUUACGGCACAAGCUUGUGUUCCUACGCUGUAAAUAUUUUUUUACCCUUUUUGGUCAACAAAACAUUUUUUUAUAAAUCGAAACAAACAAUGGUUGCAAUGAUUCAUGCUGCUCAACCUAAAUAGAUGUUUGCAAGCAAGAUCACAGAGCUUUUGAAAAUGGAGGAUUUACUUUGCAACGUAUAUGUAAUAUAAAUCUCUUUUUUUUCACUUCAGGGCCCAAUUUAUAUUGUAUUCUGUCUAAGAAUGUUACUCUGUGGUCCUGUAGCUGUGCCCUCAUUUGAGGAACUAGUGCCUUUUCAAGGUCUCCUUUCACGAGGAGACAAUUGAUUUAUAUCUGAAUGUAUGUAUAUUUUUUUGAAAACCUUACUCUGCAAUUACAAACACCUACUGCUUUUGACGGUUCGGUAAACAGUCACAUUUUCACGAUCUUUCUUCAGUGAAAUACAAUGGUAACCCAUGCAAAUUGUUGGAGUAUAUCUGCAAUACGUUUUCUCCAAGCCAGUGCUCGAUUCAGUUAUUCCGUAGAUUAGGAUCACAUUUUUUCCGAAAUGGAAAAACCAAAGCGGGAAUGUCUGUUUUAAGACUUUUGGACUCAUUUAUCUGCUUGCUGUUUUUCUUCCCUCGUUCAAAUGCAUCGUUACUCCGAUGCUGCUUUUAAUUUCCAGUUAUGUUUUUAUUUCCCAUUUCCAUCCUCGAGAGGGUUUUGCUUUCCAGUCAAUUACUCAAGAAAAGGGAAAACACACUCCCUUGACAUCAGUCUGAAGAAGGGACUUGACCCAAAACGUCACCCAUUUCCUUCUCUCUAGAAAUGCUGCCUGUCCCGCUGGGCUACUCCAGCUUUUUCUGUCUAUACUCGAGAAAAGGAUUGACUUUGUGUUGAAAACAAACUGUUUCUUUUUUUAUUGCUGUGUGGCAAAUUUGGGAGGCAAAAUGUCCUCAGGAUCUUGAGAUGCAUAGCACCAUGUAAUUGGGGUCUUGACAUAAAACCAACGCAUUGAAGUUAUCGCAUUACUCAUUUUAAGCACUUUUGCAAUCUCCUGUACACUCUCCCAAUUCCUGAUCACUGGGAAAAGAAGGACAAACCUGUGGUUCCAUUCGUGCUCCUGUUUUCAAUAUACUUCUCCGCUUACAGUAUCAUUUGCACAUGAAUGUUUUAGUAACAUUUGGAUGGGAACAUGGAUCGGACAGGUUUCGAGGGAUAUGGACCAAACACAGGCAGGCGGGACUAGUGUAGAUGGGGCAUGUUGGCCGGUGUGGGCAAGUUGGGCCGAAGGGCCUGUUUCCACGCUGUAUCACUCUACGACUGUGAGCUGACUUGUCACUUUGUCAUAUCAUUGUUUUCACUCUUUAUCCUCCAGAGCCUUACGAAUUCUCAAUCACAUCAUCUCAAACAAUUGAGGAAGGUUUAGUGCUGAGGCCUUGCCUGGUGUAAAUCAACCUCUGACUCUUACGGGACAAAAAUGCUAUAAGAAUUGAAGAGACAAAAAGGGUCUAUGCAUCAAUUCAACACAACAGCCUUAAAUCAAUCAUUUCUUAUUAUCUCUAUAACUGACCAACUGAAUUCAAUCCUUUAAUCGUGACAAAACUGCCAUGUCUAUAUGCAAAUUUAUGUACUCUGUGCUUACUGGUAACAAAUUAUAUAUUGUAAUCCUUUGUUUUAUUAGUUCAGGUCUCACAAAAAUAAUGUCUAGUAGAUUACAAAAUAUCAGUAUCAUCUUGAACUGUAGAAGGGUUUCCGACCUUGUUAUUUUGAAUCUAAGAUAUUUAUUUAAGUGGCACAACUUGUCAAACUUCUCCGGGGUAAACUUGUUCAAAAUGUAGUUUUUAUUUGAUGCAGCACAUCAGAUGAUCUGCUAACUACUUUGUAAAGAGAAUUAUAAUCCUUCCCUGUUCAGGUAGUUUUCGUUAAGCAAAAUAUUAUUGCAGCACUCUAGUGAAGAAAUUAAUGCUGAAGGAACUUACUGGGUCUCGACCCGAAACGUCACCCAUUCCUUCUCUCCAGAGAUGCUGCCUGUCCCGCUGAGUUGCUCCAGCAUUAUGUGUCUCUCUUCGGUUUAAACCAGCAUUUCCAGUUAUUUCCUAAACAGAGUUCUUCGAUAUUCCAUCAUCUGCAGCCUGCAUUUCGUGAAGAAUUUAGAUUGACAUGUGUCUAAAAAUACCGCUGGUACUAAAGAUUCCAAGUUCCGUAUGAUCUGCCAUUUUUGGGCUAAGCAAGUGCAGCAAACUCUCAUGGGUCACAGUUGAUUCCAUCAGCUUCUUUCAUUGUUAAUUUGCUUCUUAUCUUCAGCCUUAUAUGAUACUUAUAACUUGUUUUCUAUUCUUAAAAUUAUAUAUUUUGAAUACUAUUUUCUUGUUAGUUCAGUGUUUGAUGCUUUGAAGUGCUUUUGUACUUUCCUGUUUCAGAGUCUGUUGAUGGCUCGGUUUGUUAUUGAGCAGGUUUUUUUCCCAUUUCGCUCCACAUUCCCACUUCAGUUCACAUUCCGUCUGAAACUCCUCUUCCAGUAACUGAUGCCCACUGCGAUUGUCCGACCAGUGGUCUACCAGACAAGAGAAAACUUUAUUUCUUUGAAGAUCCUUGCGCUGCGCUUGAGAUGAAAUUCUUCAGUUUAUUCUCUCAAAUCAAUUUGAGAGAAUAAACUGAACUUCCAGAACAGAAUUGAAUCUCGUUCAGUCAGGGCAGCACAGCAGUAGAGCUGCUGCCUCAUAGCGCCAGAGACCCGGGUUCAAUCCUGACUAUGGAUGCUGUCUGCAGGGUUUGUAUUUUCUCCCUGCGACCACGUGUGUUUUCUCCAGGUGCUCUAUGUUCCACCCACACUACAAAGACUUACAAGUUUGUAGGUUAAUUGACCUCAUAUUCCAUUUGAGUAACCAUCAAUCCAAAGGUAUGAACAAUUAAUUUUCCAAUUUUAGGCAAACAAAUCCCUAUUUUCCCUCCCUUCCCUGUGCCCAUUUGUCCCUUUCCACUUACUCCAUCCUCAACCACCUACAUUCCUUCCUCUGACUUCACAUUUCACACCUCUUCCAUCCUUAUUGCCCUAUCUCACACUCUUUGUCUUUUCAUCUCAAGCCUUUGUCCAAUCAAAGUCCCCUUUCACCUGCAUCCACCUUUCACUCCCCAGGCUUUGCUCCACCCCCUAUCUCUCUCCCAGCUUUCUCUCCCCUGCUCCAAUCAGUCUGAAGAAGGGUCUCGACCAAAAACGUCACCUAUCCAUGUUCUCCAGAGGUGCUACUUGACCUGCUGAGUUACUCUAGCGCUCUGUGUCUUUCUGGUAAACCAAUAUCUGCAGUUCAUGGUGUCUAAACAAUCUAAUGCCUUUAUCAUACUACGUUGGAAUAUGCAACAGAAAACAAAAGCGAGCUUUGAUCUUCAUAUUGUUCUUGUGAGAUAACUGGCCCUCGUAACAAUGGGUGGAAAUUUGCCAAGGAAUGAUAUGCAACAUGAUCUCAGUAGUAUUAAUGGGAAACGAGUUAUUAUAAUUUGUUAAAGAUUGAGUAAUGAUGUUCCCGAGGACACUAAAAUAACUCCUUGCUUUUCAAGGGUUAGUUAAUAGUGCAGUUGUUUUUGGAUGUAUUCCUACAAAGACAGAUGAGAGUUUACAUCACAGCCUGAUGUGAAAAACAUUGCAGCAUUCGCUCAGUUCUGCAAUUAAAACAUAGUACAAAUAAUGCACUAAAUCUCUACAGUGAAUUUGAACCCUGGACGGUCUGGCUCAAGUCUUUUGCCACUAAAUUAAAGACAAUACUAUUUAAUUUCUAAUUGUCUUACUGUGUAUCCCACAUGUUUGGAUACUGUCAGUUAUAUCACAAUAUCCUGCAUGCAGUUUAGGCUGCAGUUUCAAAUUCACUUACAAAAGUAUAAGGUAUUUCACAUUCAUGUCUACUGCUAAAUAUUAAUGAGGUCAUGAAAUGAACAGUCCUUUCAGCACUAAUCUGUCAAGGAAACCUUUUCCCUCUUUGGCAGCUUAGGAUUCAAUGUAAACCCAAUAUCACAUAUAUUCUCUUCCGAACUGCACAGUAAUUAGCACUGAUUUCCGCAUAAAUAUUUAUUGUUAUCUCUCGAUAAGCACAAAAUAUUGUAUUUUAUUAUACAUAUAUGGAGAUAAUUCACAAGUUCCGCUGUCAAUGUAUCGGUCAAAAUUGUCAAUUCAAUAAAGCAUGAAAAUAUAUACGUUUUAAUUUAUAAAAAUAUUUUAAAUGUCAUUACUUGCUUUUGCCUUUUCCUCUUGUGACAUAUACAUAAGAAAUAUAUUUACAAUGUCAGAAAUGUAGAUAAUUAAGAAGGUUGACCUAUGGAUAUCCAUAUUUCCACAAAGGUAUUAGAUCCUGUGUAAGCAAAUGGUUAAGAAUUCCCUUGCUAUGCAAUAAUUAACCUUAUAUAUUAUCAGGAUGCACAUCUGAAGUACCAAAGAGAUUUAACUCUUUAUUUGGGAAAACUAGUGUUUAUGUGUCAUGUAUUCUAUUGUGUAUGUUUAUUUAUAGGCAAAAAUAUGAAGCAUCACUGUUUCAGAAAACAUUUUCUUUUCUUGCCACUGAUGUCUUCUGCUGUAAAUAAAUUUGAUUAUUUAAAAUUAAGUGUGCAAAAGAUGUACAUUUUGGUCGGGUAAAAAUGGUUAUGUGUGAUUUGGGUAGCAAAUUAUUUUUUUUAAUUUUUCAUUACAGUUUUGUUUAUUGUCACGUGUACUGAGGUACAGUAAAAAUAUUUUGUUGCGUGCUAUCCAGUCAGUGGAAAGACAAUACAUGAUUACAAUCAAGCCAUUUACAGUCUAUAGAUACAUGAUAAGGGAAUAACGUUUAGUGCAAGGUAAAGCCAGCAAAGUCCAAUCAAGGAUAGUCCGAGGUAUUUUAUUUGAAAUCCCAUCAUGGUUGCCCCAACAUUUGCUCUCUCAAGAGUCAAUGUGUUUAAUUGUCAUAUGUAUCAACAUCAGAACUAUGAAAUUCUUAUGUACAGCAGCUUAACAGGCCUGUAAACAUGAUCCACAUGUAUAAUGUACAAUAAACAAACGUCCGAUAAAUUAAUAACCCUAAUACUAGUGCAAAAAACCCCAAAGUCCUUCUUAGUGCAACUAAAGUCGGUCCAGUGUUCAUAGUUGUGGUUAGUCUUCUGUAGCGUUCAAGAGCCUGAUGGCUGUUGGAAAGAAGUUGUUCUUGAACCUGAUGGUCAUGUUUUUCAGACUCUUGUCCCUUCCGGAGAGAAGGCAGGUACGGGAUACUGAGUUGGAUGAUCAUAUUGAAUGGCGGUGCAGGCUCGAAGGGCCGAAUGGCCUACUCCUGCACCUAUUUUCUAUGUUUCUAUGUUUCUUCUGAUGGUAGCAGCAAGAUGAGAACAUGGCCAGGGUGGUGUGGAUCUCUGAUGAUAUUGGCUGACAUUUUGAGGCAGCGGCUCCUGUAGAUGCCUUCGAUGGUGGGGAGGUCAGUACCCUUCAGAUCAAAGGGAUCUACAGGACUGGGCAGUGUCCACCACCGUUUUUUUAAUCUCCUUCAUAGCUGGGUGUUGGAGUUGCCGAACCAGGCUCUGAAGCAACCAAUCAAUAUGUUCUCUACUUUACAUCUGUAGAGGUUCAAGAGUAUUUAUCUUGAGAUGUCAUCUGACCUGAUUCAAUAAGAAAAUAGCAAUUUUGAUAAACAUGUGGAAACGUGCAGGUCUGAAGGAAAAAGAAGAUGCAGACAUAUGGAUAGUGUAUAUACCUCUUUAUGACAACUAGCAUAGCAAUGAAAAGCAAAAUAGAAUUUACAUCACACAAUAGGCUAGGAUUUAAUUUUUAGUUUGAGAUACGCAGCAGAAACAGAACAUUCGGCCCUCCAAGUCCGCGCCCACCAGCGCCCCCUGUAUACCUGCACCAUCCCACACAUGAGGGACAAUUUACAAUCCUUACCAUAGCCAUUAACCUAUAAACCUGAAUGUCUUUGGAAUGUGGGAGAAAACCAGAACUACAGGAGGAAACCCACGUGGUCAUGGGGAGAACGUACAAACUUGUACAGAUAGCAACGGUAGUCUGGAUCGAAUCUGGGUCUCUGCUGCUGUAAAGCGGCAAGUCUACCGCUACAUCACCCUAUAUCACCCUAAUCACUCUAUAUCUGAUUAAUCUUGAUGUAUCUCCAUGGUCACUCCAUGGUAUUGCAUACAGCUUUGGUCUCCUAAUCUGAGGAAAGACAUUCUUGCCAUAGAGGGAGUACAGAGAAGGUUCACCAGACUGAUUCCUGGGAUGGCAGGACUUUCAUAUGAAGAAAGACUGGAUAGACUCGGCUUGUACACGUUAGAAUUUAGAAGAUUGAGGGGGGAUCUUAUAGAAACGUAGAAAAUUCUUAAGGGGUUGGACAGGCUAGAUGCAGGAAGAUUGUUCCCGAUGUUGGGGAAGUCCAGAACAAGGGGUCACAGUUUAAGGAUAAGGGGGAAAUCUUUUAGGACCGAGAUGAGGAAAACAUUUUUUACACAGAGAGUGGUGAAUCUCUGGAAUUCUCUGCCACAGAAGGUAGUUGAGGCCAGUUCAUUGGCUAUAUUUAAGAGGGAGUUAGAUGUGGCCCUUGUGGCUAAAGGGGUCAGGGGGUAUGGAGAGAAGGCAGGUACAGGAUACUGAGUUGGAUGAUCAGCCAUGAUCAUGUUGAAUGGCGGUGCAGGCUCAAAGGGCUGAAUGGCCUAC